Messenger RNA from Sinocyclocheilus grahami, 1092 nucleotides. Its product is annotated as Krueppel-like factor 3. NCBI's taxonomy places the organism in Eukaryota, Metazoa, Chordata, Actinopteri, Cypriniformes, Cyprinidae. Gene Ontology annotation, biological process: regulation of transcription by RNA polymerase II. The transcript has 6 exons. Bases 223 to 1092 code for a protein of 289 amino acids. The record is from RefSeq and is a predicted model, not a curated record. Gene Ontology annotation, molecular function: RNA polymerase II cis-regulatory region sequence-specific DNA binding; DNA-binding transcription factor activity, RNA polymerase II-specific.
CCCCCCUAAUCAUGUGAUAGACGCUCAAUUCACUCAGGACACUUUAAACAGUUGGACAAGAAGUUGUUUCGUAACUUUCGGGGAAGUUUUUUCAGCGUCAGCCUAAAGUGUGUCUUUUAGAUGUGUUUCAUGCCAUUGUGAUCCGGGUUGUUGCUGUCGUCUGCGGUCCUUCAUAACGGCGCACUUUUAACUUGAGGAAUAUUCACUGACAAAAUUCCAGCCAUGCUCAGGUGUGACCCAAUAAAGCCAGACAUGUCAUUUUACCCGACUUACCUGAUUAAACCUACACCUGAGGCAUUUGGAGUCGUAUUGUCACCUUCCGUGGUCCCUACUUCCACAGCUCACCUAUACUCUCCUCACUACCACCAAGCACAUUACUCCUACAUGAGCCCCCUUCACACAUACCCUCAGUCCCAGGAUGUCCGUCAGUCCCAGACUGAACCUGUCGACUUGACCACCAAAAGAUCCUCCAUUUCGUCGCCUUCCUCAUCUCUGGCAUCAUCAUCACCCAGAGCCACUCCCCCAUCCCCUUUUGAUUGCUCCAGUCCGGUGUCACGUCCUCGCCUUGGCUCCGGCUCCGGCUCCGGCUCUGUAACAGGAAGCACUUCUGGUUCAUCUCAGACAAGGCUGACCCCACCACUGGCCCUUCCCAUUCCACCGGUUUUGACAUCUAUUGUACCAGUACUUUCUAUGCUGCAGCCGUUAUCUGUGCUCUACCCUCCUGCCCUACACCUGUCUCCCUCCAUCAUGAUAUCACCCGUCACACCUGAGGAUCCUACUAACCACACACAGUUCUCUAUAAUGAAGUCAGAGAAUCAUCCAGACAACCAUGAGCUCCUCAAGCCAAUCAAAUCAGAGCCCUACCCUGAACACGCUCAGGAUUCCUACAGCCAGGAACUAACCUCACCCAUCAUUACUGUCCCACCAAGUUAUGAGGGAAACACACACUCUGUGAUUGUACGUCGAAAGGUAGAGUCUCCAGAUCCACUGAAGAAGCGUCGAAUUCAUUGCUGUGACUUCAAUGGCUGCAAUAAAGUCUAUACCAAAAGCUCCCACCUGAAAGCUCACAGACGCACACAUACAGGUACAUAG